This is a messenger RNA of Gryllus bimaculatus (two-spotted cricket), 1395 nucleotides long. The record is from the annotation of a GenBank genome assembly. Lineage: Eukaryota; Metazoa; Arthropoda; Insecta; Orthoptera; Gryllidae.
AAUGAUGCUAUCGGUGACUGGUGUUCUGUUUGUCCGCGUACCGACUUCGUAUAUUUCGGCGAACUGGAUUUUAUCGAACAGUGUAUCAGAGUGAGGUGGGAUUACAAAUACUUGGAGCAGAUGGAGCAUGAUUAUUGCUUGGAGUAUGAUGCAUUUUUCUGUGGUGCUGCGGAUUCUUGUUCUGGCUCUAGCAAUAGGAUUGGCAGUGACUGGUCCCGGCAAUGGUAAAGGCAAAAAGAAAUUAACCAUUAAAGAAAUAGAAAUAUUUCAUGAAAAUCCAGAUUACUCGGAAGUAAUUGAUUGCGAUGUGAAAUAUCUUAAUAAUGACGACACUGCGGUUUGGUCAUUAAAGUGGAAUGUUAAGAAGGACCUUGCCGACACCUGUUUGGGAUCGCUUGAGAGCUAUCGAAAAGAGAGUAAUGGCUGGGGAGUAUUUAUUUAUCGAGUUACUCCAACUCCAAUCAACAAAUUUUUGGAAAGUGAAGCCGCAUACCAGGAAAUCUGUGCUACUGGGAACUUCCCACCUAAGUUUCCGUUUAUAGCGGGUGAAUACUCAAUCAACGAAUACAAUUUCAAGCAACCAAGCAAUCUGGAUAUGGAAUGUAACGAUUAUAAAUUUGAAGUUAAUCUUACUGCCUUGGAAGGGCUCACAAAGGUCCCUGUUUUAGGAAUACGCAUGAUUAUUAAUGUUCAUCUUUAAAAUAAACUAGUGGAACUCCAACAGCACAUACGUUUACUAUUGUUACAUUGCAAUUUCUACCAUUACUUCCAAAACUGCCCCAAUUCUGCCCUCAUCAUUUAAAAAAAUCGAAACAAAUUCAAACAAAGCGCCAACGCUGCGAAUUUGCAAUUACUCUAAUAGUCAGGAACAGUAGCCCUUCCUUACUGCAGCAAAAUAAACAAACAUGAAUAGAUUUCAACUGAUAAUUUCACAUUUAAAUUGAACAUACUGAACUAAAGGCCAUCCAAUACAUCGCCUUGUGAAUUAAUAUAAAACUACCCUUUUAUUGAACGUAGAUACAUUGUAACAUUAACUUUAAGUAAAUAAAGCCUCUUUUCUUAUCGCUCCCCCAUCCAUGUGCACGUCCGACAAUGAAAUUCUUAGAGUAACUUCUCAAACUACCAUAUUGCUGCAUUCUUUGGCAAUACUACAUGAAAUAUAUUAAAUAAUUCAUAAUCAUCAUAAAUAAACCAAACUGCUACUAAUUAACUACCUAAAAAACGACUGUAAAAUUGUCGUACUCUAUAUUUUCAAUAUAUCAUUCAUAUUACUUUUAAAUCAUAUUUUAAGAGAAAAAAAUUAAUAGGAGAAAUUUCAGUUAACGUUUGCGGCUUGGUGGAAAGAAAAUACAUCAUUGCAUUGAGAAUACAAAUUGUAGGAUAUUCGAAUUAAUA